Molecule: messenger RNA, 1158 nt
Organism: Hylaeus volcanicus
Lineage: Eukaryota; Metazoa; Arthropoda; Insecta; Hymenoptera; Colletidae
Gene: mRRF1
Product: ribosome-recycling factor, mitochondrial
Exons: 2
Coding region: 137-982 (281 amino acids)
Biological process (GO): translation
Cellular component (GO): mitochondrion
Molecular function (GO): ribosomal large subunit binding
Source: RefSeq, a predicted model, not a curated record
CAGUUUAUCUUUGCGCACCCUAACCUUAAAAUAUAUUUUAAUUCUUGUUGCGAGUAGUUAUAAUAAAAUUGUUUAUUACAAUAUAAAUUAUUGUCACAAGCAUGCAUAUAAAUGUGUUGAAUAAAGAAAUUCAAAAAUGUGGUCUUUGGUAAAAUUAAAUAUGAAUUUACAAAUAUUCUUAAGACCUCGAAUUUUAAAAUUAGAUAUUUGUUCAAUUAAACAUGUAAUGAACAUACAUAAUUUUGUACGUUCACCGAACGUUUUAGCUGUCUAUCGCUUUUCCAAUAUAUAUUUUUCUAUUUUUCGCUCUCUCAAUUUGAGUAGCUUUAAUAAUUUUUCAACAGCACAUGCCUUAUUUAAAAGCAAAGAUCGAGGUAAAGAUAAAAAAAAAUUACAGCAAUCUGUGCAUGUUGAUUUAAAUGAAAUAGCUGAAGUUAUAAAUGUAGAAGAUAUGAUGUCUGAAUUAAACAAAGCGGUUGACGAGUAUAAAGAUCAGAUUGUAAAAUACAUGGGGUUACGUACAAGUACAGAUGCUAUCGAAGAUUUAAUUGUAAAAUACGAAGGAAGUGAAUAUAAACUUCAAGAACUUGUAAAGAUUAGUCGGCAACCUAAUUUAUUAGUAUUGAAUGUGGAUGUAUUUCCACAAGUAAUUCCAGAUAUCGUUAAGGUACUAUCAACAUCUCAAAUGAAUUUAAAUCCACAACAACAGGGUACAACGAUAUAUGUUUCAAUACCUAAGGUCACAAGAGAACACAGAGAAAAACUAGCGAAGACAGCAAAAGCGUACUUUGUAAAAUGCAAAGAUAACAUUACCGAUGUGAGGAAUAAGUACGUAAAAAAAGUGAGAAGAGACAAUAAUGUACCUUCAGAUUUAGCUUUCAAGAUUGAAGGUUAUAUAAGUACUAUAAGUCGUGAACACAUUGAUAAAGCAGAAAACUUAUUGAAGACAAAACAGAAAGAACUUUUGGGUGAAUCGCUAUAGUCAUUUUUAGUUUUCAUGUGUAUAUUUAUCAAGCAUUGGAUUAAAAAAUAUAUAAUAAUGGUACAAUGUAUAACAUUGUUUACAAUUUGUAAUAACAUUGCAUUUCAAAAUACAUUAAUAGUAAUAGAAUAUAUUUUCUUGUGCUUAUAGUAAAAUAUAUUAUUUUUUUAUUAGUG